AUGUCGACUAAAAUAAGCUCAUCGAUCCCUUUAGUGGUCAACAAAAAAUACACCGAAAUGGUGAAACCCCCAAAACACAUACCUUCACACACUCUUUCCCUUUCAACACUUGACAAUGAUCCUUACAACGAAGUUAUUUACAAAGCAUGUUACGUUUUCAAAGCCAAGAACGUUGUUGAUGAUAAUAACAAGCCGGAAUCUUUGGUUAGGGAGGCUUUGUCUAAUCUUCUUGGCUACUACUACCCACUCUCGGGAACUUUGAAGCGGACUGAUCGAAAGCUUCAGUUGAACUGUGGCAGCGACGGAGGUGGUGUGGCGUUCACCGUGGCUACUAUUGGAAAUAGGCCCAAAUACAAUAAAGCCCAAGACAAAAUAUAG
This is a messenger RNA of Eruca vesicaria subsp. sativa (arugula), 378 nucleotides long. NCBI's taxonomy places the organism in Eukaryota, Viridiplantae, Streptophyta, Magnoliopsida, Brassicales, Brassicaceae. The record is from the annotation of a GenBank genome assembly.